CCACACUUCUUCUUUCUAUCUAUUAUGUCUUCCUUACUUCCUAUUUCAACCACCCUCUCUGCCUUUCCUUCCACAACCACCCAACUAGCCUUCAAGGCUCGAACCAAUCAAACCCAAGGGUUCAGAGUCUCAUGCAACCAUGCACAAGACGAACAAAAUGACAACAAAAUCAUACUCCCAGAAUCCCAAAAGCUGGUACUACCCAAUGUAGACCGUAGGAACCUGUUGGUAGGGCUCGGCAGCCUGUACACAGCCGUGAACCUGCCUGCGGCCAUGGCUGCGCCCAUUACGUCCCCGGACAUCACGUCCAUAUGCAAGGACGCGAACUCCGGCAUUGGGGACAUCGUGGGUGCGGUCAGGACACGGAAAUGCUGCCCGCCGAGCCUCGGAAAGACGAUCAAACCCUUCGUGUUUCCAACUGAAACCACGGUGAGGAAAAGAUGGCCCGCUCACGCGGGCACUAAGAAGCAGGUGGACGAUUAUAGACGAGCCAUCCAAGCCAUGCGAGAUCUUCCAGAUGAUCACCCGCACAGCUUCGUCAGCCAAGCUAAAAUCCAUUGUGCUUACUGCAACGGUGGUUACACUCAAGUCGAUAGCGGUUUCCCCGAAAUCGACAUUCAGAUCCACAACUCAUGGCUCUUCUUUCCCUUCCACCGUUGGUACCUAUAUUUCUACGAAAGAAUCCUCGGAAAGUUGAUUAACGAGCCAAGUUUCGCGUUACCGUUCUGGAAAUGGGACGACCCAGCCGGAAUGCCGAUGCCAGAAAUGUUUGUGGCCGAGACUGUUGAUGGCCAGCCGAACUCGUUGUAUGAUGUGUACCGCGACUCGCGUCAUCUCCCACCAGCAAUUGUGGAUCUGGACUUUGAUGGUAAGGAUAAGAACAUUCCAGAUCAACAACAAAGAGCUUGCAAUCUUGCAACAGUGUACCGAGAUUUGGUCCGAAACGGAGGUGAUACACUGAGUUUCUUCGGGGGCGAAUACGUUGCUGGUGAUCAACCCGUUGCUAAUGGUGCGAAGUCGGUCGGAUCAGUGGAAGCUGGUAGUCACACCGCGGUUCAUCGAUGGGUAGGCGACACAAACCAGCCGAAUAAUGAGGAUAUGGGCAACUUCUACUCUGCGGGGUAUGACCCUGUGUUCUACUGCCAUCAUGCAAACGUUGACCGUACGUGGAAGCUAUGGAAGGAUUUAGGUCUUCCGGGACACGUGGAACCGACGUCUCCGGACUGGUUAAACGCGUCGUAUGUGUUCUACGACGAGAAUCAGGAGCUUGUGCGCGUGUAUAACAAAGACUGCGUGGACAUAGGGAAACUCAAGUAUACUUUCCUUGAGAACUCCAAGGAAGUGUUCCCGUGGCGCAAGAGCCGACCGGCAAGACGUAGCAAAACCGACCAAGUUGCGUCCACGGGAGACGUGCCAACGGUGGACCAAUUGAAGUUCCCGGUGAGUCUAGAAAAUAUCCUGAAGGUCCGUGUGAAGAGGCCCGCGGUGAACAGGAGUAAAGAGGACAAGGCGACAGCCAACGAGAUUUUGUUGGUUAACGGAAUAAAGUUCGAUAGCGAUAAGUUUGUAAAGUUCGAUGUGUUUGUUAAUGACAAGGUUAAAGACGGUGUUUUUACCACGCCUUGUGAUCCUGAGUACGCAGGUGGUUUUGCACAGAUUCCGCACAAUGAUAUGAAGAAGAUGUCUAUGUCGAGUGCGGGUAGGUUUGGGCUGACUGAGCUGUUGGAGGACACGAAUACCGAAGGCGAAGAGUAUGCAACGGUGACAUUGGUGCCGAGGGUAGGUUGCGAAGAUCUCACUAUUGGCGAAAUCUCAAUCAAGUUGAUUCCUCUAGCGUAAUCUAAUUAAUCCCUAAGCAUUUAAUUGCUAGGGUUUGUGUGUUUGUGUGUUGUUUGGCCUAUAAAAUGCACGUUGAGUUGCAUGGUUGUUUCAAUAAGUUUAUGUAAUAAAUAAAAAUGGCCUACUAUGUUAUGCCAUGUAGGUAACUAUUUUCGCCCUAAUAA
This is a messenger RNA of Helianthus annuus (common sunflower), 2003 nucleotides long. Its product is annotated as polyphenol oxidase I, chloroplastic. The record is from RefSeq and is a predicted model, not a curated record. Gene Ontology annotation, biological process: pigment biosynthetic process. Lineage: Eukaryota; Viridiplantae; Streptophyta; Magnoliopsida; Asterales; Asteraceae. The transcript is spliced from 2 exons. The coding region runs from base 25 to 1839 and encodes 604 amino acids. Gene Ontology annotation, molecular function: catechol oxidase activity.